GCCGACCGGAAGGUGGAGAGGAAUUUCACUUCGAGUAAUUAGUCCUCUCGGCGUAGACUAUCUGUGUAGUUUAACAGGUUGCUGCUCUCUGUUGUCCUCCAGAACUUUGCCCUGGUAAUUCAUCUCGGGAGGUCCGUGUAUAUCUUCUUAUUGUCCUUCAGCCGGCAGCAUCCCCGAGGAGCUGGAAGACGGAGAAAGACAAGUGCAGACAGACGAUUGAAGUUGGAGCGGUUAAAGGAAUGAAGAUAAACUGGUCAGAACAAUGACGGAGAAGAUGAAGCGGGAGAGAUAAACAACAUCAGAGAGACACAAACUCAAAACGAUCUGCCCUCCUGCCUCUGUUAUGGAGCAAGAAGAAGCUGCCGCUCGGGAGGAUGCAGAAUCACAGCUGAUGUACAGGAUAGAGCGCCCGGUCUAUGAUGAAGCUGCUAUCCGGUCACAGCUGCUCAACCGCAGAGAAAACUGCACCACCCUCCGACAGAGGCUGGCCCACCAGUUCCGGUGUUCAUCAAAGAAAGCCAAGGCGGCAGUUUUUAGCUUUCUGCCUAUUCUCACAUGGCUGCCAUCCUAUCCAGUCAAGCAGUACCUGUUUUCAGAUGUGGUCUCUGGUCUCAGCACAGGAGUUGUGCAGCUCCCUCAAGGUCUAGCCUAUGCUAUGCUGGCUGCUGUGCCUCCAGUUUAUGGUCUGUACUCCUCAUUCUACCCCGUCCUGCUGUAUACCUUCUUUGGCACGUCCAGACACAUAUCCAUAGGCACCUUUGCAGUGAUAAGUCUGAUGAUCGGGGGUGUCGCAGUGAGGGAGGCCCCAGACUCCAUGUUUUACACCAUGCCUGCCAACGGAUCCAACUUGUCUGCCGUCCUGGACGUGGAGGCUCGUGAUGCCAGGAGGGUGCAGGUGGCCGUCGUGCUCACAACCCUGGUGGGAAUCAUCCAGUUUGUCCUGGGCCUUCUCAGGUUUGGCUUUGUGGCAAUCUACCUCACAGAGCCCCUGGUGCGAGGAUUCACUACAGCAGCAGCAGUGCACGUCGUCGUCUCUCAGCUAAAGUACCUGCUGGGGGUAAAAACGCAGCGCUUCAGUGGGCCCCUCUCUGCUAUUUAUAGCGUCAAGGCGGUGUUCAGUGACAUCACAAGCACCAAUGUCACCACUCUCAUCCUGGGCCUUGUGUGCAUCGUCUUCCUGUAUGGUGUCAAAGACCUCAACGAGCGCUUCAAGAAGAAGCUGCCCAUUCCCAUUCCUGGAGAGAUCAUCGUGGUCAUCGUGUCAACCGGCGUCUCGUAUGGACUGUCCCUAUCAGAUCAGUACAAAGUGGACGUGGUUGGGAAGAUACCGACCGGGCUUCUCCCUCCUGCCGCCCCAGAGUUCUCUCUGUUACCCAGUUUGAUUACAGACUCCUUUGCUGUUGCAAUUGUAGGAUUCUCAAUGGGCAUCUCACUUGCCAAGACCUUUGCUCUGAAGCACAACUACAAAGUGGAUGGAAACCAGGAGCUGAUUGCCCUCGGCCUGUGUAACUUCAUCAGCUCUUUCUUCCAAACCUUCGCCAUCACUUGCUCCAUGUCAAGGAGCCUGGUGCAGGAGAGCACUGGUGGAAAAACACAGAUCGCGGGGCUGCUGGCGUCGCUCGUGGUGCUGUUGGUGGUGGUGGCCAUUGGUUUUGUUUUCCAGCCGCUCCCUCAGACUGCGCUGGCUGCCAUCAUCAUGGUGAACCUGUUGGGGAUGUUCAAACAGAUCAGAGACAUUCCUGCUCUGUGGAGGACCAGCAAGAUCGAACUGGCCAUCUGGCUGGUGGCUUUCGUAGCGUCUGUGCUGUUGGGACUGGAUUAUGGCCUCCUAGUGGCUCUCGCAUUCGCCAUACUAACGGUCAUCUACAGAACACAGAGCCCUAAAAGUGGCAUACUGGGCCAUGUUCCCGGCACAGGGCUGUACUGUGAUGUGGAUGAGUAUGAAGAGGCAGCUGAAAAUGAGGGGAUUAAGAUUUUCUACUUCAACUUUUCAAUCUACUUCGCCAACUGUGACCUUUAUGUGAACGCCCUCAAGGAGAAGACGGGAGUAAACCCUGAGGACUUGCAAGCUGCCCGGAAAGCCCAAAGAAAGCAGAAGGAAAAGGCAAACGGCAACCACAGCCCUUCACUGAAGACGUGUGGCGCGGAUAAGGAGCGGGGAGUGACUCAUGAGGUUUUGUCCUAUAACCAUGUGGUGGAGGAGCAGAGGAACGGUCAGCUGGAGGACGGACACAACAUGCCACUCGAGUCAGAGGACGCCGCCUUCCUUCAACCUCUCAGCGCCAUUCACUCCAUCAUUCUGGACUGGACGCCUGCCAGCUUCAUCGACUCUGUGGGAACCAAAGCCAUCAAACAGGUUGUUAAGGAAUAUGCAGCUGUGGACGUUCGAGUGGUGAUCGCCGGCUGCAGCAGAAGCCUUCUGUCUGAGCUGGACUCCAUACAGUUUUUCACUGGGGUCAUGACUCCAGAAAUGGUGUUCCCCACCGUCCACGAUGCUGCACUCCACUGUCGAGGCUCAAAUCACUGACAACCCACAGCAGAUUUGAGAUUCUGCACCCAACUGAAGAUGUGAUGGACUGAUGCUGCAGCAGCAGUCAGGAUGAACUGUUCAUACGGUGUUUUUUCCUCUCAUGAAGCACCCAAGAGUGUGACAACCUUUGUAACUUAAGGUGCAUAAAGCAGUAAAAUACAGUUUCUAGGUGACAUGGCUACAGCCUUAUUCCUCUUUCUCUGGGGUCGUUUAGAGUUGCACUUUAAAGUCUUUGUUUAACGCUCUGCUGGGAGAAGUCAAUUGUUAAGCAAGCUGCUGUUUUGGGGUUUUCCACAUUGUGGUGGAAACUUGUGUAAAGCUGACUUUUCAUCAUGCUGGUAUCAAAUGUAAAGACUGUGUUCUGAUGGAUUUUAGUAUUUCUGUGUAAUUGUUUUCAAACCAGCAAAAGCACUGUCGUUAGGUAAUAUGUAUGUUGCAGGAUGUAUGUGUUGAGAUGUUACAGAUGCCUUUAAUGUUACGAUCACAUGGUUAUUUAACAAAUCACUUAAGACUCAAAUCUGGAAUAAACUUUAUUUUGAAUUGAACAAGAAUGACAACAAAAGGACAAUAUUUUUUUGACUCCGUUCUCCACUUCUUCUGACAGUAAAAAGCCAAAGUGGAACUUCUCUCUCACACACUUAGUUGUA
Messenger RNA from Cottoperca gobio, 3177 nucleotides. RefSeq names its product solute carrier family 26 member 5 (gene slc26a5). Gene Ontology annotation, cellular component: membrane. Gene Ontology annotation, molecular function: secondary active sulfate transmembrane transporter activity. NCBI's taxonomy places the organism in Eukaryota, Metazoa, Chordata, Actinopteri, Perciformes, Bovichtidae. Gene Ontology annotation, biological process: sulfate transmembrane transport. The transcript is spliced from 18 exons. Bases 344 to 2527 code for a protein of 727 amino acids. The record is from RefSeq and is a predicted model, not a curated record.